AUGGCAGUUGUCGACAUGGCGUUCAAUUUAUUUAAGAUAAAUGAUAAGUACAUUGAGGCAAUGAACAAAAAAUGGGCCUUCUUGUUCAUGCUUAGCAACUCCACAAUCAAUUCUUUGGUGUAUUUUUGGCAAAAUAAAGAUCUUCGCGUCCAUGCGAAAGUAUUCCUCAGAAAAACCGGGAUACGUCUGCAUUGGAAAAAUCCGGACCCAAUCCUUAACCAUCAACCUCAAGCUUAUAUCUUAGCAUCACUGUUUUCCACACCUGGUCUUAACACAAGCCGUGAGCAUAUUCGUAGCAAUAACCCAGAUGACUUAACCCUAAACCCUCUUUCUCAAUCACAAGUCUCAUCCAACCCAGACAGCAGCCAUGAAUUUGAUAUCAUGCCUACUCCAAGACCCAGCCUCUUCCUAAAUACUAACAACCUCAACUGCAAUCCAAAUCUUUCCUGUAACCUUACUCCAGGUCAAAACCUGAAAUCUGAUCAACUUGGUCCUCUUAACCCAAUAACACUGGUGUGCGGAUGUAGUGGAUGGGUUGCGUACAAUGCCAAGUUAGGUAAGUUCAAUAUGUCGUUUUAGUGCCUUUUAAUUCUUCAGAAUAAUUAGAAAAUUUGAAAUUAGGAUAGCUCGGAGAAAUAUGGAAAUAUUUGAAAAAAAUGAUCAUAUUUUUUAUGCAUUUCAUUGCACGUAAAGUGGACAUGAAUUAUAAACGAGCCCCAAAUUCUACAAGUCUCAAAUACUGUAAGUUUUAAAAAGCAAAUUUGGUGACUUUUAUUACAAGAAUUUCUUCGAAUAUCUAUUUCAUUGUUUCAAAGUAAUAUUUUUUAAUUUGUUAUAUUUAUCUUUCCGUUUUGGUGAUCAUUGUUUCAGUUUUGUGGUCGCGAACCCUCGCUCGUUUUUGCAGAAUGA
Paramuricea clavata is the source of this 909-nucleotide messenger RNA. The record is from the annotation of a GenBank genome assembly. Lineage: Eukaryota; Metazoa; Cnidaria; Anthozoa; Malacalcyonacea; Plexauridae.